Sander lucioperca (pikeperch) is the source of this 1351-nucleotide messenger RNA. Its product is annotated as zinc finger protein with KRAB and SCAN domains 1-like. NCBI's taxonomy places the organism in Eukaryota, Metazoa, Chordata, Actinopteri, Perciformes, Percidae. Gene Ontology annotation, molecular function: RNA polymerase II cis-regulatory region sequence-specific DNA binding; DNA-binding transcription factor activity. Gene Ontology annotation, biological process: regulation of transcription by RNA polymerase II. The coding region runs from base 281 to 1249 and encodes 322 amino acids. The transcript has 5 exons. The record is from RefSeq and is a predicted model, not a curated record.
AACUGAAUGUGUAUCUGUUGUUUCCCCUCCUGACCUCCGGGCGGCAGCGUUCUUUCAUUUUAAACUUUUAAUCUGAAAAACCCUGACUGGGAGGACACCGGAAGUCUGGUGUCUUCACUGUGAUGUGUGUCUGGCGGCGGGAUAGCUGUGUAGUUUGUUAUUAGUGAGUUUUAAGAAGACAGAGCUCCAGGUAAACCCGCACACACUCAGUCCUGAACAGAAUCCAGAGUGAGUCCAGCAGCCCCAGUGGAGCUCUGCUGGAUUUCAGGACCAGAGAGGAAUGGAGGAGGACAACCAGAACCAGGAGCAGCGGAGCAACGAGGUCCCCAGAAGACAAGCAGCAGACUGGGACUCUGAUAGCAGCCAUGUUCAGGAGCCCUCAGCAGACGUCGAGCUGGCGACUGGAGCAGGAAAGAAGGGCAAGAAGGCCGAGGAGGAGGAGCAGCCUGCAGCAGUGAAGGAGGAGGAAGAGGAGCAGCCUGCAGCAGUGAAGGAGGAGGAAGAGGAGCAGCCUGCAGCAGUGAAGGAGGAGGAAGAGGAGCAGCCUGCAGCAGUGAAGGAGGAGGAAGAGGAGCAGCCUGCAGCACCUCCUGCAGCUGCAGCAGCAGUGAAGGAGAAGGAGGAGGAGGAGGAGUAUGUGGUGGAGAAGGUUUUGGACCGCAGAGUGGUGAAGGGAAGAGUAGAGUUUCUGCUGAAAUGGAAGGGGUUCUCAGAUGAGGAGAACACAUGGGAGCCUCAAGACAACCUGGACUGCCCCGACCUUAUCACCGAGUACAUGCAGAAACACAAGGAGGAGGAGGAGAAAAAGAAGGAGGGCAAGAGGAAAGUUGUCCAUGAGGCCUCGGGAGACUCAGAGGAGCGAGGGAGCAAGAGGAAGAAGGAGGAGAAACGGAGAGGAGGAAAGGGACCCAAAUGUCACCACUGUCAACACUGUGACAAAUCCUUCACAACAUCAACAUAUUUAAAGAUUCAUCAGAGAGUUCACACUGGAGAGAAUCUACACAGCUGUGAUCAAUGUGGGGCAGCUUUCACACUACAGAGUACCCUGAAAGACCAUCAACGCCUUCACACUGGAGAGAAGCCUUACAGCUGUGAUCAAUGUGGGAAAACCUUUUCUCAGCGUGGUCAACUUGAAAUCCACCGACGUGUUCACACUGGAGAGAAGCCGUACUGGUGUGAACAAUGUGGGAAAACUUUUUCUCAUAGUAGCAACCUUAAAAAACACCAGCUCAUUCACACUGCCUCGUAGUGAACAUGUUUCAGAGCCAAGCUGUUUCCUCCUGCCUCCUCCUCAUGCCCUGAUAGCUGUGUUGUUAUAUUCUGAUCUUCUCUCCACAUUGAAGGCUGACCA